Molecule: messenger RNA, 728 nt
Organism: Colletotrichum navitas
Lineage: Eukaryota; Fungi; Ascomycota; Sordariomycetes; Glomerellales; Glomerellaceae
Exons: 1
Source: RefSeq, a predicted model, not a curated record
CAUCAUCAUCAUCAUCAUCAUGCGUUUGCGUGCUCCGACUAGCGUGUCUUUGUCUUGGUUCGUCGCAGCACACGCGCAACCGUGGCUUGGGGGAAGAAGGGAAGGGGAAAAAAAAAGAUUGAUCUAUUGGGAUGUAUCACGGCUGUUCGUCGCCCGUCUGGGUGUGUGUAUGUGUGUGCCUCUAGCAGGAAGCAGAUUUUCAGGCGACGUGGGAAAAGCGAUUAGGGGGUGGGGCUAUCCACCGUCGUGCUCCUGUUUCAACAAGCAAGACGUAGCAUUGUAUCUAAAUUACGGUACGAGGACUAAUAACACGUAUAUUAUUACAUACAUGCCUAGGUAGGUACGGUAGGUUAAUGGGUAGUAGCGUAGAAGGGCCCUCGAGAAACGAUGAUGUACCCGCUGGGUACAGUACUCUAGCCGCCCUCUAGCACCGAAACCCCUUUGCCCAGCCAAACCAGCCCGGUGCAAGACGCCUGGUUCGAGUGAGGUUCAGAGAUAUGCACCAAAGAAUCAGCCAUCUCUGUUGUCUCUGGUCGUCACUUAGCGACAUUGCGUGCAUCGCGCGGCGUGAGAAGUUUUCCGUGGCUGAGGGACCCUUCACCUACCUACGCAAAACUCCCCGAGGACCGAGACUGCAACAGUACAACUGUACAGAUAGUUUAGGAAGAGAUGCUAGAGUAGCUUCCACGGUGCCGAGACAAGACAUUGGGGGGGGGGUGGUGGAAGGG